Messenger RNA from Paramuricea clavata, 636 nucleotides. NCBI's taxonomy places the organism in Eukaryota, Metazoa, Cnidaria, Anthozoa, Malacalcyonacea, Plexauridae. The record is from the annotation of a GenBank genome assembly.
AUGCCUGAACCAAGAAUUCGUCACAGCACAGUACUGUGUGGUGAUAGUAUUUUGAUCGUUGGAGGAAAGAACUCAAGGGACUGCAAAGACAACCUUAGCAGUGUCUUAAGCUAUGACAUAAAGAAGAAUGAAUGUCAACAGUUACCUGCGCUUCCCUAUCCAGUGAGUGCAAUGGCGACAGUCAAGUGGGCUGAGAAUGUCGUGAUCAUUGGUGGGGCUGACAAGGAUGAUAAAGCAUUAAACAAUGUUAUAAUUUAUAACAUCAAGACUGGAAACAGUCAUAUGUUGCCUCCCAUGUUACACGACAGGAAAGGAUGUAUGGCAGUUGUUAGUGAGAAUACAAUUGUAGUACUAGGAGGCAAGGAUGAGAGAGGGAAUCAUUUGAAAUCAGUUGAAGGUUUCAAUUUUGAGCGAUUUUCAUGGGAGGAACUUCCUGAAAUGAAGGAAGCCAGAUACCAGGCUACAGCUGUCGUAAUUUAGACAUGAUCGCAAAUUAUUGUAUAUAUGUUUUGUAGAAUUAUUAAACUUUGACAUGUAUCUCAAACGUUUUCGAAAUUAGCAUAGAUCAAAGAAGUGCUUGACUUUUGCGAUGUGUUGUAAAUAUUAUGUAGAGUAGAAUAUGUUAAAAUGCAUGCU